AGAGGCUUGUUUCACACCGAGCCCUCUGAGCAGCAGACCACCUUCUCAGCGUCAGCAGACUGAGGGCGGAUCUGAACUGCUGGAAAAAGUGUCUAUGUGUGAAGUUGGCGUGGAGAGCGGUGCCACGGAGGAGCAGUGAAGAUCUAGCAGAAAACAGGGUUUCUGUGUAUAUGUCUAGCAUCUCCUUACGUCUCCAUGAUGAAGAGGAUAACCUUGCUGCUGUGUUUUUGGGGUCUUCUCUCCAUCUCCAGUGCUCAGGAGACAGACGCAGAAGAGGGUGGCGGUGAGGAGGAGGUAGUUAACCUCUUUACCACCCCGCGCACAAAGCUGGCUGCUGCAAUGUCCGACUUUGGCUACAACCUGUUCCGUCAGCUGGCUGCCCGCGACACUAAGGCCAGCGUCCUCUUGUCCCCAGUGAGCAUGUCUGCAGCAUUCACACAGCUCUCCAUGGGGGCUUCAGAGCGCGCAGAGAAACAGCUGCACCGAGUCCUGCGCUACCAUAACCUGCAUGACAUCCAGCUCCAUGACACACUCAGAGACCUGCUGACCUCUCUCAGAGCCUCCACCAAGGGCUUCAGCUCUGUAGAGCGCAUCUUACUGGCCAGGAAACUGCGUCUCAAGCUGGAGUACCUGAAUGCAGUGGAGAAGCAGUAUGGGGAACGCCCCCAGAUGCUCAUGGGUGGACCCCGGGACCAAAAGUCUGUCAAUGAUUGGUUCAAACAGCAGACGGGCGGUAAAGUGGACCGUGUCCUUGCAACUCCUCUUCCACGGAGCUCUGAAGUAGUGCCUGCGGGAGUAGCCUACUUUAAAGGAAAGUGGAAAACCAGGUUCAGCCAGGUGGGUAAGAUGGAUGAGUUCCGUUUGGAUGGUGAGGCACCAGCUCGCAUUGCAGUAAUGCAGCAAUCGAAUUAUCCAGUCAAGAUGGGCAUUGAUUCAGACCUUGGCUGUACGAUAGUGCAGGUUCCCAUGGAGGAUGGAGUGAGCAUGUACUUUUUCCUGCCUGAUGAGGUGACUCAGAACUUUACUCUGAUUGAGGAGGCUUUGACAGCAGAGUUUGUUCAGGACCUGGCCAACACUCUUCAUUCAGUUCAUCUGCAGCUCACCCUGCCUGUGCUUAAACUCAGCUACAGUACAGACCUGCUGGGCCUUCUCUCUGGGCUGGGGCUCUCUGAAUGGCUGGAGAACACAGACCUCAUCAAAAUCUCUGCACAGACACCGAAGCUGAGCACAGUCCGUCACAAAAUUGUCAUGGAGACGGCUCCAGAGGGUAGUCAGUAUGCCAGCACCACUCCGUCUGGUCAGUCGCUGUCCCUUUCUUACCGUGUGGACCGCCCCUUCCUCUUCUUGGUUCGAGAUGAGCCAUCGGGCACACUUCUCUUAAUUGGAAAGAUCCUAAACCCACGUGACCUGGCAAGUGUAUGAGAGCAGCACACACAUACAUAUAUAUAUCAAUGUUUUUAUGUACCACAUAUAUUACAAGCUUCUGUACUUUAACAUUGGAUUUAAAGAAGAACAUAUUCAAAGCUGUCACAGUACAGUUUAUGUUAUGUUUUAACACAUUUAAAGUACAUGAAAAUGGCCAUUUUCAUCAAAUCUGCACCGAAAUUCUUCCAAAGCACAUUUACAUUUGCAUACAUGAUGUAGAGAGAUUCUACAAACAUACAUGAACAUUCUAAUACAAAAUCCCUUUUCUAGGCAAAACAGUACACAUAGAGGGUCCAUAUCCUACAGUUUUCAUUUAUUUUAGAUCCAUAUUUGACAUUUUUGUGGUUUUAUGUACCAAAAACAGUCAUUUACUUUGGUCACUGUGUCUUUAAAACUUAUAUGCAAAUGUUUUAACACCCCCAGUCAAGAUACAUGUUUUGUUGAUUUUAUAAGUGAAAAUAAGUUACACAUCCACUACAGGUAACAAACUUAUAUUUUUCUGUUAAUUU
Pygocentrus nattereri (red-bellied piranha) is the source of this 1934-nucleotide messenger RNA. RefSeq names its product serpin peptidase inhibitor, clade F (alpha-2 antiplasmin, pigment epithelium derived factor), member 1 (gene serpinf1). Gene Ontology annotation, biological process: negative regulation of angiogenesis; negative regulation of endopeptidase activity. The transcript has 8 exons. Bases 196 to 1422 code for a protein of 408 amino acids. The record is from RefSeq and is a predicted model, not a curated record. Gene Ontology annotation, molecular function: serine-type endopeptidase inhibitor activity. Lineage: Eukaryota; Metazoa; Chordata; Actinopteri; Characiformes; Serrasalmidae.